Molecule: messenger RNA, 2378 nt
Organism: Solanum dulcamara
Lineage: Eukaryota; Viridiplantae; Streptophyta; Magnoliopsida; Solanales; Solanaceae
Exons: 9
Coding region: 175-2088 (637 amino acids)
Molecular function (GO): ubiquitin binding
Source: RefSeq, a predicted model, not a curated record
UCCAACACACAUAGCACUACAAAUAAAUACGACUCUGUACUAUCCGCUACGUUCCAUAACACAUAAUUUUGCUUCCGGCCGGUCACCGACUAACCGCCGCGUUCCUCCUCCUCCACCGUGCAUUUCAAAUCCUUAACUUCUUCAUAAGCAGAAUUACAUCCAUAGCUGUCGGAGAUGGGAUUUAAGAAGGUUUAUAAGGGAUUGCAGGAUAUUUUUCCUGAGGUUGAUUCUCGAAUUCUUAGAGCUGUUGCUAUUGAGCAUUGUAAGGAUGCUGACACAGCUGUUGAGGUGGUCCUCAGUGAAGUUAUCCCCUACUUGACUAAGCUUCCCUCAACUUCUUCUGAGCAUUGUGGGGUUACUGUCAAAUCAUCUGAAGCUGCAGUAGAUUCUAAUAGAGGUCCACAGACUGAUGAUUUUCUUCUUCACAAUACAAAAGACUCAGAUGAACUGCAAAAUGGCUCAUCAUUCUAUGAUGCUGGUUGUGGACAUCAUCAAACAAUUGAAGAUACUGAUGGUGAAUCCCUUCAGCAUUAUCAUGAUGCUGUUGGUGGAGAUCAUGUAUUCGAAGUCAAUGGAGGUGGGACACCGGUUUCCUUGGAGAAGUGCGAUAAUAGUAAUGACAAAGUUACUGCUUACGAACCCUGCCAAGUCACAUAUGUCAUGUCAGAUGCUAAAGAUGAGGCUAGAGAUGAUGUUUAUGAGAAGUGUGCACACUUGCUUAGCGAGAAUGAGAAAUGUGAACACUCUGCAAGUCCUGAAGCAACUUCUUUCAAAGUAAACAAAAAUAAUGGAGCUGAAGUUGCAGACAAUCAGCUUGGUCUGCCUACAGCAUGUGUUGUUCUGCAUAAUACCCUUGAAGGGACUGAUAAAUCACCUUGUGAUGAUUCUAAUGCACACAUGCACAAAAGGAUACAUGAAGAGGUUUCUUCAAUGGACAAUCAGGACAUGAAAGAUCCUGAGAGUCAGGUUGCGCGCUUGAAUGUUCAAACUUUAUGUGGUUCUGAAAGUAGUAUAGAGUUUGUGGUUGCACCAGAUGUGCAUAACUUUGAGCUAGAAAAAACAGAACUCAAUCUUCAUCAAAAAGAAAAAGCAGAACUAGGUGAUUCAGUCGAUGCUACAUCUAGUAAAGAUUUGGUGGAUGUAAUUCUUGUAACUAAAGAAGAAUCAAUGCCAAAUUCAGUGGUCACUGCAUCAGGUCAAAUUUGUAGUAUUGACCUUCUCGAGGAUAUGAUGACAGAAGCCAAAAGUAACAAGAAAACACUGUUUUUGGCUGUGGAGUCUGUUAUCUGCUUGAUGAGAGAAGUUGAACUCCAAGAGGAAGCUGCAGAGCAGGCAAAGUUUGAAGCUGCUAAGGGGGGACUGGAUAUGCUUAAGAGGGUAGAGGAUCUGAAAGAAAUGUUACGACAUGCUAAGGAAGCAAAUGAUAUGCAUGCUGGUGAAGUAUAUGGUGAGAAGGCCAUCUUAGCUACUGAAGUUAAAGAGCUUCAAUCUCGCCUGCUCGGCUUGGCAGAUGAAAGGGACAAAUCUCUUGCAGUUCUUGAUGAGAUGCGUCAGACACUUGAGGUGCGAAUGGCUGCUGCUGAGAAAGAAAUGAAAGCUGCUGAGCAAGAAAGACUAGACAAGGAAGAGGUUGCACGUAAAGCGCUUGCUGAUCAGGAAAUCAUUAUGGAAAAAGUUGUGCAAGAGGCAAAUGUUCUGAAGCAAGAGGCAGAAGAAAAUGCUAAGUUGAGGGAUUUCCUGGUGGAUCGGGGGCGUGUUGUUGAUAUGUUGCAAGGCGAAAUCUCUGUCAUAUGCCAAGAUGUGAGGUUGUUGAAAGAGAAAUUUGAUGAUCGUGUUCCUCUUUGCAAAUCUUUAUGUUCAAGCCAGACCAGCUGUAUCUUAGCCUCAUCAAGUUCAUCUUCAAAGAGUAUGGCACUGGAUCAGGUGCCCGACCCUGCAGAUUUGUUGCAUUCUCCAGAAAAGCUGGAUACAGUAUCUACUCAUGAGGAGGAGAACAAGGCAUCUGAAGAUGUUAAGUCGGUGAUCCAUAACACGGAUCUUCUGGAUGAUGGAUGGGAAAUCUUUGACAACCAUGAGCUAUGCAUGUGAAUCAAGUGGGUAUAUGCCGUGACUAUUAUAGAAGAACCAUUGACUGCUUGCGUUAGUUCCAACAUAUCUCUCUCAUCUAUUAAAUAAAGUUUCUUGUUAGAAACGAACCUCUUCGGAAUUCCAGUUUGUUAUGCUCAUUUUGCAAUGUUGGUUGAGAGCUAUUUUAAAGAAGUAUCCUAUCCUAUUGAAGUAUUUGUACAGUACAAGUUUAUAAAUAACAGCUUAUAUUAGAGAAGUACAAUCAUGUACUCGGUCGAGUUCUCUAUCAGCAGAUUGCUUCGUUCAGUUGA